Closterium sp. Naga37s-1 is the source of this 1281-nucleotide messenger RNA. Lineage: Eukaryota; Viridiplantae; Streptophyta; Zygnematophyceae; Desmidiales; Closteriaceae. The record is from the annotation of a GenBank genome assembly.
AUGUCCCCACACUUAAGUGAGCCCCUUGAAGCGACGAAAGGAGGUAUGGAGAUUCCAGAUUCUGUCCGCAAUCUGCCAGCGCACAUGCUCACGCCUGUUGCUGGUUCCGACUUCACUUCCUUGUCAGUCCCACUGAAACCAGCAAGCACAGAUUCUGGACAGAUGGAAGGAGGAACAGCAGCAGUGCAAAGUGUGGCGACAGCCGCUUGCAAUCCUGCUUCUCCUGCAUCCACAAUUCCUGCGACAAACGCUUUCAUUCCUGCUGACCCUUCGUCCACAAUUGCUGCUACAGACGCUGGUGUUUCUGCUGCUCCUGCAUCCACAUUCGUGGCUACAGAUGCUGACAUUCCUGCUGCUCCUGCAUCCGCAUUUGUCGCUACAUCAGGGGAUGCUUUCAGAAGCCUGGGAGAUUCAGAGCAGGGAAGGCCUGGGGUUGCUCAAGACAACAGCACCUGCCGCAUGUUGGGACUUGAGCGUGGGGAGGGCGGUGGCGAAGGGAGUGAGGCAGUGGUUUCUGUGCUGCAGCAGCAGCAGCAGCAGCAGCAGCAGCAGCAGCAGCAGCAGCAGCAGCAGCAGCAGCAGCAGCAGCAGCAGCAGCAGCAGCAGCAGCAGCAGAAGCGGCAGCAGCACCAGAAGCAGCAGCAGCAACAGCAGCAGCAGCUGAGGCAUACACGGAGGGAUUGGGGCCAGCAGCCUACCUUCCUGCCGUCUUAUGAAAUGUUCAUGCUGUUUGGGCUCCGAGGCUUGGUGCAGCAGCUAGAGUUGGAACAGCAGCCAGGCCUCGAGCAGCAGCUAGGCUUGGCAGAGCAGGCAGUUUUGGUGCAGCAGCCAGGGUCGGAACAGCAGCCAGGCUCGGUGCAACAGCCAGGCUCGGAGCAGCAGCCAGGCUCGGUGAAGCAGCCAGGCUCGGUGCAGCAGCCAGGCUCACAGAUCAUGAACAGCAGAUGGAUAGGCCUGGCAUCAUGGCCAUGUCUGCAGCAACCGGUGGUGAUGCCUUUCAGAGGGGGGGGGUCCUGGCACGAAUGCAGGGAGUUGUCCAAGGGAGAGAAAGCUCGAGCAGAGGGGAAAGAAGGAGUGGCGGGAGCGUUGGGAUGGGGAGUGGGGCAGGGAGUGGCGGAGUGGGUAGGAUUGAAGUUCAGGAUGCAAGUACGAGUGUGUGGGGGAGUGAUGGUGAGAUUGGGAGUGAGAGGGGUAGUGAGAGGGGAAGUGAGAGGGGGAAUGAGAGGGGGAGUGGGAGCAGAAUUCAAGGCUCCAUUGGCGGCAGCAGCAGCAGCUCAUUGA